Molecule: messenger RNA, 1953 nt
Organism: Monodelphis domestica (gray short-tailed opossum)
Lineage: Eukaryota; Metazoa; Chordata; Mammalia; Didelphimorphia; Didelphidae
Gene: ST6GALNAC2
Product: ST6 N-acetylgalactosaminide alpha-2,6-sialyltransferase 2
Biological process (GO): protein O-linked glycosylation
Molecular function (GO): alpha-N-acetylgalactosaminide alpha-2,6-sialyltransferase activity
Source: RefSeq, a predicted model, not a curated record
AUUUACUAAUCACUACUAUGACCCAAAGUAGGAAAAAAAAUGCACUUCUACUUCAGCCAUGACUUUAUUCUAGAGAAGAGGUUGUCAAAACAACUACAUAAAGAAGGUCCCAGAGCCAUUACACCAAAAAUGGAAGAAAAUGCUCAGAAAUGGUCAGCGUAUACUUCUUCAUGAUCAAGUCUAUCCCAGGAGAACGCAGCGCAGGGAGGCAACGCGAUGGAACUCUAGGUCGGUGGGAUGCAGGUGACAAACUCGACGUGGUUCUGGCUUUUGCUACUGGUCUCGGCUGUCACUUCGGGGCUGCUGUACUCCUACUCUACCAAGAUGUUAACCAACAUCAACCUGGGUGAAAUCAGGAUGAUAUCAGUUACCAAUUAUACUCCCAACCUUGAAGAACACAGCCCUUGGAACAGAAAGCCCUGCAAUCUCUCAGUGGCCCAUGCUGUUCAAAAACACGAUCAUUUCAAGAAUAAAUUUAACUUCAGCAUCCCAGUGCUGCUAUGGGACAGGCUUUUCUCCAGGGAGCUCUGGAACCAACUGGAUCAACGGGAUCCUCCCUAUGGCUGGCAGGGACUUUCCUAUGAAGUGAUAGUUUCCACCUUGAACCUCCUGAACACCCCAACCAAUGCUCACCUGUUUGAACACACCAUGAAACAACAUAAGAGUUGCAUUCGAUGUGCUGUUGUGGGCAAUGGUGGCAUCCUCAAUGGGUCCCGUCAAGGUCAAGAGAUUGAUUCCCAUGACUUCAUUUUCAGGGUCAAUGGGGCUGUCAUCAAAGGCUAUGAGAAGGAUGUGGGCACCAAGACCUCAUUCUAUGUUUUCUCUGUGAACACAAUGAAGAACUCUCUGAUUUCUUACAGGAAACUGGGCUUCACUUCAGUGCCCCAAGGCAAAGACUUGCGCUAUAUCUUCAUUCCCUCAAAUAACCGGGACUAUCUCAUGCUAAGAUCAGCCAUUCUAGGUAUGCCUGUCCCUGAAGGCCGUGACAAAGGAGAUCAACCACAGGCCUAUUUUGGACCAGAAGCCGCUGCAAGUAAAUUCAAGCUGUUACAUCCAGAUUUCAUCAACUACCUGAAAGAGAGUUUUCUGAAAUCCAAACUCAUCCAUACAAAGAGGGGGCACCUCUAUAUACCUACCACUGGGGCUCUUAUGUUGCUGACAGCUUUGCAUACCUGUGACCAGGUCAGCGCUUACGGGUUUAUGACGAGCAAUUACUUCAAUUUUUCUGAUCAUUAUUAUGAACACAAGAAGAAGCCUGUGGUGUUUUACAUGAAUCACGACAUGCCCAUGGAAGCCAUCCUGUGGAGGAAUUUGCACAAUGCAGGCAUCAUGCAUCUAUAUCAGCGCUGAAUCCAAAGCAAAGCAAAACCAAGCCAAGCCAUAAUUACACAGCCAAACUCAGCAUUUCUUUAUGAAGUCACUCCCAAGUUCUGAGCUCUAAGGCCCUGCCCUUGAUUAAGAAUUAACAGAUGCUUUCCAGAAGCAUUAUCUUGAAACUGAAAAUGCUCAGCCCUACAAUGGAGAUGAAAAAUAUAUAACUUGAAACCAGGGUUAGGGGCCAUAGUGGCUUGCUGCUGCUAUCUCCCAGACUCCUGCAUUUUGCCGCAGGGAGCAGGCAUCACUAAUUUGGAAAUCACAAAACAAAACUUCAAUCACACCCUCUUUUACCCCUCAAUACCCUACAAUAGUGCAAAAACCACCAAAAAAAUUUCUUAAACACAAAACGUGAAACUCUGCCCAGAGACAACAGAAAAGCAGUAUCAGAAGAACAAUUCAAGAACCAUUCAGUAAGAUAAUAACAGCAGGUCUCUGAGAACAAGAUCAAUUCCUGCAACUUAAUUUUCUGUCCAAUAGGGAGGGGAGGGGAGGCACUCCCACCUGAUGAAUGGGUGGAUAAUUGAAUGUAAUUUGAAACAUUUUCCAACUCUGUAUGAUUACAUAAAUAUUAAAUGA